CCGACUGGGAGGAGCCUUCUGGAGCUGCAGCCUGGGGAUGACACUGGGGAGCAAAGCGGGCAGAGAGGAGGAGGGGUCCUGCCGGCCACGGACACACUGGCCUCCCGGGCCGGCAGUGGGUGCUCCUUAGGGGGCUGUGAGCUGUGAGGGUGAAAGAAGGAGAGCAGGGCAGGGGUGGCUGGAGAGAGGAGAGAGAAACAGGCUGCAGGGGGCCCCAGGGGGUGUCUUAGACAGGGAGAAAGACAGACUGGGUGGGGGAGCGGCUGGAGGGGCCCUAGACUAGGGAGAUAGAGGGGGGCCAAGGUACUCGGGAGAGAGGAAACAGGAAGAGAAGGCGACAGACAGAAAAAGGACACAAGGAGAAAAGAGUGAGGGACCUAAAGGGAGGCAGACGCAGGGCAGCUGUUCCUGGACCACAGCGGCCCGGGAUGGCCCUCAGGAUCCCCGCCUCGGCCACCUUACUCCUCAUGGGGCUGCUGACCGCAGGCCUGGCCCAGUCUCCCAGCCCUGCUUUGGCCCCCCGAGGCUUCUGGGGCCUGCCCGAAAACACAACGGUGGUGGAGGGGGCCACUGCCAAGCUGCGGUGUGGGGUCCACGCCCCAGGCAGUGUGGUGCAGUGGGCCAAAGACGGGCUCCUGCUGGGCCCCGAUCCCAGGAUCCCAGGCUUCCCCAGGUACUCCCUGGAAGGAGACCCUUCUAAAGGUGAGUUCCACCUGCGCAUCGACGCGUGUGACCUCAGCGAUGACGCCGAGUACGAGUGCCAGGUCGGCCGCUCCGAGACGGGCCCGGAGCUCGUGGCUCCCAGAGUGCUCCUCUCCGUCCUGGUGCCCCCCAAGGUGCUCCAGCUGACCCCCGAGGCCGGGAGCACAGUCACGUGGGUGGCUGGGCAGGAAUAUGAGGUCAGCUGUGUGUCCGGGGAUGCCAAGCCAGCACCGGACAUCAUCUUUCUCCAGAGUGGACAAACAGUAGCUGACAUCUCUACUAAUGUGAAUGAGGGGUCCCAGGAGAAACUCUUCACCACAGAGGCCACAGCCAGGGUGACACCCCAGAGCUCGGAUAAUGGGCAGUUACUGGUCUGUGAGGGGUCCAGCCCCGCUCUGGUCAUCCCCAUAAAGGUCUCACUCACCAUGAAUAUUCUGUUCCCCCCAGGGCCCCCCGUCAUUGAGUGGCCCGGCCUGGACGAGGGCCACGUGCGGGCAGGGCAGAACCUGGAGCUCCUGUGCACGGCCCGGGGCGGGAACCCCCCAGCCACGCUGCAGUGGCUGAAGAACGGCCAGCCAGUGUCCACAGCCUGGGGCACGGAGCACACUCAGGCAGUGGCCAGCAGCCUGCUGGUGAUGGUGGUGCGGCCGGAGGACCACGGGGUGAGGCUCAGCUGUGAGGCCCACAACAGCGUGUCCACGACGGUCCAGGAACGCAGGGUCACCUUGCAGGUCACCUUCCCCCCCAGCGCCAUUACCAUCCUGGGGUCCCCGUCCCAGUCUGAGAACAAGAACAUGACGCUGUCCUGCAUCACCAAGUCCAGCCGCCCGCAGGUCCUGCUGCGGUGGUGGCUGGGCUGGCGCCAGCUGCUGCCCACAGAGGAGACUGUCAUGGACGGCCUGCAUGGGGGCCACAUCUCCAUGUCCAACCUGACAUUCCUGGCGCGGCGUGAGGACAAUGGCCUGAUGCUCACGUGCGAGGCCUUCAGCGAGGCUUUCACCAAGGAGACCUUCAAGAAGUCGCUCACCCUGAAUGUGAAAUAUCCGGCCCAGAAGCUGUGGAUCGAGGGGCCCCCACAGGGCCAGCGGUUCCGGGCUGGGACCCGCGUGAGGCUGGUGUGUUUGGCCAUCGGAGGCAACCCGGACCCCUCGCUCACCUGGUACAAGGACUCGCGCACGGUGUCGGAACCACGGCAGCCCCAGGAGCCGCGACGCGUGCAGCUGGGGAGCCUGGAGAAGUCAGGGAGCACCUUCUCGCGCGAGCUGGUGCUGAUCACGGGUCCCUCCGACAACCUGGCCAAGUUCACGUGCAAGGCCGGCCAGCUCAGCGCGUCCACGCAGCUGGCCGUGGAAUUUCCCCCCACUAACUUGACGAUCAUGGCCAAUGCAACCGAGCUCCGCCCCGGGGACUCCUUAAACUUGACUUGCAUCAGCAUUAGCAGUAACCCUCCGGUCAAUUUGUCUUGGGACAAGGAGGGGGAGAGGCUGGAAGAUGUGGCUGCCAGGGCCCGGGCUGCCCCGUUCAAAGGCUCGUCCGCCGCCAGGACGGUCCUUCUGAGAGUGUCAUCCCGCGACCAGGGCCACCGUGUGACCUGCCGAGCCCACAGCGCCACGCUAAGGGAGACCGUGAGCGCUUCCUACCGCCUCAACGUGCUGUUCCCUCCAGAGUUUCUGGGGGAGCAGGUGCUGGUGGUGACCGCAGAGGAGCGGGGCGAGGCCCUGCUGCCAGUGUCUGUGUCUGCCAACCCCGCCCCCGAGGCGUUCAACUGGACCUUCCGCGGUUACCGCCUCAGCCCAGCCGGCGGCCCGCGGCACCGCAUCCUGUCUGGGGGAGCCCUGCAGCUGUGGAACGUGACCCGCGCCGACGACGGCCUCUAUCAGCUCCACUGCCAGAACUCCGAGGGCACCGCCGAGGCGCUGGUGCGGCUGCACGUGCACUAUGCCCCCACCAUCCGAAGUCUCCAGGACCCCACUGAGGUGAACGUUGGGGGCUCUGUGGACAUAGUCUGCACUGCGGAUGCCAAUCCCGUCCUUCCGGAGAUGUUCAGCUGGGAGAGGCUGGGAGAAGAGGAGGAGGACCAGAGCCUCGAUGAUGUGGAGAAAGUGUCUAAGGGGUCCACCGGGCGUCUUCGGUUCCAACAGGCCACGCUAGACCAGGCUGGUGCCUACCAGUGCAUCGUGGACAAUGGGGUGGCACCCCCAGCCCGAGGGCUCGUCCGACUGGUUGUCAGAUUUGCCCCCCAGGUGGAGCACCCCACUCCCCUAGCGAAGGUGGCUGCAGCUGGGGACAGUACCAGCUCUGCCACUCUCCACUGCCGUGCCCGAGGUGUCCCCAACAUUGUCUUCACUUGGGCCAAAAACGGGGUUCCUCUGGAUCUCCAGGAUCCCAGGUACACGGAGCACACGUACCACCAGGGCGGGGUCCACAGCAGCCUCCUGACCAUUGCCAACGUGUCUGCAGCCCAGGAUUACGCCCUCUUCACGUGCACAGCCACCAACCCCCUCGGCUCGGACCACAUCGACAUUCAACUCGUCAGCAUCAGCCGCCCUGAUCCUCCACUGGGAUUAAAGGUCGUGAGCAUGACCCCAUACUCGGUGGGGCUGGAGUGGAAGCCUGGCUUUGAUGGGGGCUUGCCACAGAGAUUCAAAGUCAGGUAUGAGGUCCUGGGGAUGCCAGGCUUCUUCUACAUGGAUGUCCUGCCACCGGAGGCCACCACCUUCACACUGACUGGGCUGCAGCCAGCUACGCAGUAUAGGAUCUGGCUGCUGGCCAGCAACGCGUUGGGGGAGAGCGGAAUAGAUAGCAGGGGGUCCCAGACCACUGUCACCACCCCAGGUCUAGAUCAACCUUCUGGAGAACCCGAUGACCAGGCACCUACAGAGCAGCCAGCAGGACCCUCAGAGCUGCCCCUGCUGCCUGUGUUGUUUGCUGUUGGGGGUCUUCUGCUGCUUUCUAAUGCCUCCUGUGUCGGGGGCUACCUCUGGCAGCGCAGACUGAGGCAUCUUGCUGAGGGCAUCUCAGAGAAGACAGAGGCAGGGUCGGAGGAGGACCGAGUCAGGAAUGAAUAUGAGGGGAGCCAGUGGACUGGGGACCGGGACACUCGAAGUUCCACGGUCAGCACAACAGAUGUAGAGCCAUAUUACCACUCCAUGAAGGAUUUCAGUCGCCAGCUACCCCCGACACUGGAGGAGGAGUCUUACGCCCAAGGUCUUGAAGCCUUUCCUGGGCACCUGUAUGAUGAGGUGGAAAGAUUGUACCCCCCACCUGGGGCUUGGGGAUCCCUCUACGAUGAAGUUCAGAUGGGCCCCAGAGAUGCUCACUGGUCUGAGGACAAGUAUGAAGAUCCAGGAAGAAUCUAUGAUCAGGUGGCCAGUGACUUGGCCCCUAUGGAACCUGAUUCUCUACCCUUUGAGCUGAGAGGACAUCUGGUGUGAGACGGCUCAGCACCCUUUGCUCUACCACCUAUUAUGUCCUGCAACAUGACUUCGCAGUGGCCAUCUUCAUUCCAGACUGGGUUGAGCUUGCUAAGUGAACUUCAUAUGAUACAAAGAGACUGGACAUUUUUCUUUUGUAAAGAUUUAUUUUAUUUAUACAUACAGAAUUGGGCCAUAGGCCAGAG
Messenger RNA from Condylura cristata (star-nosed mole), 4321 nucleotides. RefSeq names its product nephrosis 1, congenital, Finnish type (nephrin) (gene NPHS1). The transcript has 29 exons. NCBI's taxonomy places the organism in Eukaryota, Metazoa, Chordata, Mammalia, Eulipotyphla, Talpidae. Gene Ontology annotation, molecular function: cell adhesion molecule binding. The record is from RefSeq and is a predicted model, not a curated record. The coding region runs from base 429 to 4136 and encodes 1235 amino acids. Gene Ontology annotation, biological process: cell-cell adhesion. Gene Ontology annotation, cellular component: cell-cell junction.